AUGACGUUUUAUAGAAAUCUAGUCUGGUUCGGCAAAGGAUUCCGUGAGUACACGAAAAAUGGCUAUCUCGCUGCUGAGAAGUCCUUCGAUCCCAAAGCUCUCGAUGUUGACAUUUCUUCUCGGUCGUUUAUGAUCACUGGAGCUAACAGUGGAAUUGGAAAAGAUGCAGCUGUCUUUUUAGCGAAGAAAGGAGCUACAGUUCACAUGGUCUGUAGAAGUGAAACAAGAGGCGAAGAGGCGAGAAAAGAAAUCACUGAAGUCUCUGGAAAUGACAGGGUGAAACUUCACCUUUUGGACAUGUCCCACCCAAGAAAGGUUUGGGAGUUUGUAGAAAAGUUUUCAUCGUCUAGUGAGCCUAUCCAUGUGUUAAUAAACAACGCUGGAUGCAUGGUGAACACUAGAGAAGUUGACGAGGAUGGUUUGGAAAAGAACUUCGCCACUAAUGCUUUGGGCACGUACAUUCUAACCAGUGGACUGAUUCCAAUUCUUUUGAAGCAGGAAUCACCGAGAGUUGUUACAGUCUCUUCAGGUUUGUAAAAGUAUGUCAAAAUGUUGCUCCUAACCUGGUAAAAGAUGGUCAAAGUUAUUUCCAUUUUCAAGUUUCAUUAAGCUAUCGCCAUAUGCAUUCAUUGCAUUACAGAUUACGUAAUCAUAGGUAAGAAAUCUUGCGACUUGUCAUGGGAAAGUAAUUAAAUUACGUUUUCGCAUGUAAAAAAUAUCUCUCAUACUGUAUCCUCCCUCAAGUAACAAAUUUCUUUGAACAGGUUAACCGAAAUCUGAAACAAAGCGCCACAUGGGGGAAAUGCCUUCCCUCCCCUCCCCCCGCUCUCCAAUCCUUGCAGUUCACAAGCUAGUACAAGCUACGAUUUGAAUGUCAUUUAUAUUUAAAAACGUUGAGGCCAUUUGUCAGUAAUUGCCUCAUUUUGAACCCCCAUUGAUAAAGUGCACCUCUACUUCCCUCCACCCCAAACCCAACUGCUAAUAUAUGAAAUAACAGUAGUACUCUGUCAGAGUGCUGCCAAAGUGAGUUAAUUCACAUUUUCUUCACCUUUAACCACCUUGUAAACAAGGGGGGGGGACUUCAGGGAUGUUUGGAUGGGGAUAAACUGCUGUGACGGCACCCCAGAACCCUUGGCCUGCAGUAAUACUAGACCUGGUGGAGGUAAACUUUGCAACCCCAUACUAGACUUACUAGAAUGAACUCCCAAAAUCCAUUGAGUCACUACUUUCUGGAAACAACUAAGCUAAAAGGUCAAGUACGCUCUCCAUACUGAAUUUCAGGCAAAUUAAAAUUUCUGAAAGUUGGACAAAUAAAGGAUAUAUUUCUGGAGAAGGUGAAGAGCUACCAUAAAUUUUUCACGAAAUUAACAUGGCUCAGGGCUGCCUCCCUCAUGAAAUUUUAUGCCCGAUGGGGCUUAGCUAGGCCUGAGCUGAUCAACGAGGGAAUGUCAGACCAGUAAAAUAAACCCUGUGGGGAAGUAUGUGUUAUUUCUAAAAGAAGUGGAGUCACUUAAGGCAUUACCCUUGUUUUUCUUUCAUUACAGGGGGUAUGCUUGUGCAGAAACUUGAUGUCAAAGACCUUCAGUUUGAAAAAAUGAGCCCAUUUGAUGGAACCAUGGCAUAUGCACAAAACAAACGGCAGCAAGUUGUCAUGACUGAAAAGUGGGCAGAAAAGUACAAGGAAAUCUUCUUUUCUUCCAUGCAUCCAGGUAACAUUGUUCAACUAAUAAUGAAGCUAUCUCUCAGACACCUUGCUAUGUUACAGGCACCCUAAUAUGAUUUGAAUGGUGGCUAUAUCCCCAGCAAAAGUAACAGACAUUUUGCCUGAAACGGACUCCCAUUAUUAUGGACUCUGGAUCAAAUCUAGCCUGUUCCAGGCUCCAAGAUAGUCGGGUCCACGAAAUUGAGAAAGCAAAAACUGCCACAGCCCUCUUACCCAGAUCACGCGCUGAUAUUUCCAUGUGCGUUUCACUCAUAUGUCAUCCGUACUAUCUGAGAGCCUGGAACAGGCUAGAUCAAAUCAUGUAAUGCUAACUGCUUUUUUGGUUCUUCACCUUCAACAAAAAGUUUACUUCAGUGUCUCACAUACUCACGAACAUUAUUUUGUUGGUGUGUUUGUCUGCCAGUGAAGGGGCAUCAUUGAUGAUUCCAGAUCCAAAGAGCUUUAAUGAGUUCUGUUACAGAAAAUGAAGAUAGAACUCAAGAGGAGUAUGGUUACAGUUUCUCUUUCCCAUAUUAUGUAACCAUUGAAAAGGUUUCCCCCUGUCUUGAAGAACAGUGCAAGCCAGUAAGUUGAUCAAGAUCACUUUAAAGAGUGAUAACUCUUUUAAAUAAUUAAUUAUUAUUAAUUUGUAGGUUGGGCUGAUACUCCAGCAGUGAGGUCAUCAAUGCCAGGUUUCCAUCAAAAAAUGAAGGAUCGUCUUCGAACUUCAGAACAGGGAGCGGAUACAAUCGUAUGGUUGGCUGUUGCUGAUAUAUCUAAGCAGACCAGUGGUUCAUUUUACCAAGACAGGAAAGCAGUUGCAACACAUUUACCACUUGCAUGGAGCAAAGCUUCUGAUAUUGACAAAGACAAACUGAUGUCUGAACUUGAAGAAAUGGCAUCAAAGUUCAAAUAA
Porites lobata is the source of this 2618-nucleotide messenger RNA. NCBI's taxonomy places the organism in Eukaryota, Metazoa, Cnidaria, Anthozoa, Scleractinia, Poritidae. The record is from the annotation of a GenBank genome assembly.